Aspergillus pseudonomiae is the source of this 864-nucleotide messenger RNA. RefSeq lists its product as uncharacterized. The transcript has a single exon. The record is from RefSeq and is a predicted model, not a curated record. NCBI's taxonomy places the organism in Eukaryota, Fungi, Ascomycota, Eurotiomycetes, Eurotiales, Aspergillaceae. The coding region runs from base 1 to 864 and encodes 287 amino acids.
AUGGACUCCUGUACCUCUUCGCCAACUGCGCUAUGUCUGGGCGUUGCAGUCGACCAUCGGAUUCGUUCCCUCUUUAGACCUAUCCGGGCCAGAACGCAGGCCAGCAUGCCAGGAGACCCUGCGGAUGCACAACUUCUGAAAAGCCUUGCGGACAGACGAACAGACAGAUAUAUAUCUAAACAUGAAAUUGAUAUAACUCUGGAACUGUUCGGGCCUCAGGCCACCGGUGGGAUCACCGUGGUGCUACAGCAGCCGUGGAGAUUUCACCCAUAUUGGAAAGGCAUUGAAGCGGUCGUCGGCGCCUGUCCAACCUUCUCCGCAGUAGACGAAGCAUUCAGUGCCGCCUCCUGUGGGACGAUCUCUAUAGGGAGCUCAACAUUGUCCAUCAUCGAUUCCCUACCAUUUGUCAGACCGCAGGACAACCUUUCGAGUUGGGACAGAUGGAUAAUACGGAAUGCCACCAGCGACGUAAUCAUUACAAAAGAUCCGGAUGUCGUUCUUUGUAUGUGGCGGCAAGCGAAGAAUAACGAACUCGGUCCGAUGUCUGAAUUUCGAAGUUUGGGCAUCGGCCAUGACUUUGACCAGCCAACGCUCUGUUUGCGUCCGGGAUCCGUUGCCGAAAGAGUGAACUCGUUCCAUCCGAGCUUUGCAAUCAAUUUCAAUCCCUACAACAGUUGCUUUCGCCAACUACUGCUUUUAAAUGUUGCAAAGGCGUGUCGUAUCUAUGAGGGAACCUGGAGAGAAGAAGAAUGGAUGGAUUCUUUAAAGGAGAGGUGCAAAGAGGAAGCCAAAACCGAAACAAGUAUACCACCCUAUUGUUACUUUAACAAGCAGUCUUUGCUAAUUUUUGUUAGACCUCCGUAA